GCUGAAGUGGAGGAAACCCUAAAGAGGAUUCAGUCCCAGAAAGGCGUUAUCGCGACUAUUGUGAUAAACGCCGAAGGAAUUCCAGUAAGAACAACUCUUGAUAACUCUACAACAGUCCAGUAUGCAGCUCUUCUUCAGCAGCUCGUCAUGAAAGCUAGGAGCACAGUACGAGAUAUUGACCCUCAGAAUGAUCUAACCUUUCUUAGGAUUAGGUCAAAGAAACAUGAAAUUAUGGUAGCUCCAGAUAAGGAUUAUCUCCUGGUCGUCGUUCAGAACCCAUGUGAAUAG
This is a messenger RNA of Nestor notabilis (Kea), 288 nucleotides long. RefSeq names its product dynein, light chain, roadblock-type 2 (gene DYNLRB2). The transcript has 3 exons. Gene Ontology annotation, molecular function: dynein intermediate chain binding. The annotation marks the transcript as partial. NCBI's taxonomy places the organism in Eukaryota, Metazoa, Chordata, Aves, Psittaciformes, Psittacidae. Gene Ontology annotation, cellular component: centrosome; cytoplasm; cytoplasmic dynein complex. The record is from RefSeq and is a predicted model, not a curated record. Gene Ontology annotation, biological process: microtubule-based movement.